AUGUACGACCAAUCGAGUGGCCACUCGUCCACGGCGACACUCGUACAGGCCGAGAAGCUGUCACUCAGCUCGUCACCACCACCACCCAGUGCAUCCACCGCUCUCCAAGCCGAUCACCAGGAGACGAAUGGCACGAACAAGGAGCUCGGAAGCGCGAUGACGACACCGCCGCCGUCGGGACGGGGCUCCGGUGUUGUAGAGUUGCCGCAGGAACUUGUCAGGUCAGUUCGACCGGACGCACGCUCACGAACAUCUUCUGAGCGUGCAGACUGAACCUACUCAACUCUCACCUAGACUCUUCCUCGAACAAGUCGGCGACUGGGAACUGGCGACCACGUUGGGCGUCCGUUGUCCGAGUCUCAACAUGACUGCACCAUGGCAGGAAUUUGCUACUCCGCUGGCAAGUCCGGGCACCUCUUGUACCAUCUCAUGGAAUACUGAAGUCGACACCCCCCGUCCACAGGACAAAGCGAUCCUACGCUCCUCGACCUCGAUCACUCCAGUGCGCUACGCCAUCGCGCACGCCUCGACCCGUUUCUCCCAAUGGGGCACCCGCGUCAUGAUCCGCUUCGGCUACAUCCACGUCCUCGAAUACCUGCUCCAACACGACCCACACCAACUACGCCGCCAGUGUCGUCGGUUGUUACCCGUCGUCGCCAGCGCUUGGGGACGUGUCAACGUGUUGCAGUGGGCUAGGGAGGGAGCGUAUGGUCUCGAUCCGGACAGUACGACGAUUGCAGAGUCGAUGGAUGAGGCCAGUCGUCAUGGUCAAGUCGCGGGUGAGUGGUACUUUUUCCCAUUUGGACGUUCACAAAAGUUGUCCGAAGGCUGAUCACUCGCUCGCUCCCUCUGCAUUCAGCUCUCGACUUUUGGAAAGAUUCGGGGUUGACACCAUGUGGGUAGUCGGAUGCGGUUUAAUAAAGACCUACCAUUUCACUUACAUCUUUUGGGGAGAUCCAUAGCCUACACCGAGGCGGCUUUGCUCUCGGCGACGAUCCAGCGCCAAAAGGCGAGCUUGGAAUGGUGGCGCAAUUCGGGUUUGGAUCUCAAGAUUGGUCCAGUGGUGAGUUUGAUCGAAACUUUGUCAAUUAUCUCUACUUUGUGACCAACACUUUGUUUGUAGCUCGACUACGCUUCCAAAGAGGGCACAUUGGAGUACCUCGACUGGUGGGCCAACUCGGGUCUACCCUGCCCCUACUCCAAAGCCGCCUUGCGUUACAUCUCGCAAAUGGGCAACAUCGCCCUUUUGGAUUGGUGGAAGCACUCGCGUUUCAAAAUGGACUACGACAAGGACGUCAUUCUCAUCGCCACGCGUUACGGCCAAACGAGGAGUUUGACCUGGUGGUUGGAAAGUGGGUUGGAUGUUGAAUAUCGGUUCUUUGAUAUUGAGGAAGCGUUGGAGGACUCGGUGAUGGGUAAGGAUGAGAGUCAAAAGUGGUGGGAAGGGUUGGGGUAUGACGUAGGGAUGUCGCAGACCGAAUGGACGAGGGUGAGAAACUUCAAGGUGCAGUGGAAGGAGUUGGGUCGGCACGUGGAGGACAGAGGAAGGAGAAGUUGA
Molecule: messenger RNA, 1558 nt
Organism: Microbotryum saponariae
Lineage: Eukaryota; Fungi; Basidiomycota; Microbotryomycetes; Microbotryales; Microbotryaceae
Source: the annotation of a GenBank genome assembly